GAGCCGGGGACCCGCCGCGCCCGCCCCCAGUCCUCCGUCCGCGGGGCCCCGCCGCGGUCACGUGAAGGGCCGAGCGGAGCGCGCCGAGCCCAGGCCUGCUGCCGCCCGAGGGCAGAGUCCGCUGCCCGCGGCCCCGACGCUCCCACAUCCUCGCCCCACGCGCCGACGCUGCGAUGACCGGGGCCCACCGAGCCGCUCGGCUGUAUCGCCCACACCCGUCGUCCCCCGAGGAGCCGCCUGCCCCGGAGGACCAGGACCUUCUCCUGGCAGCUGCCUAUGUUUCUGAUGCUCAGUACAACAGAAACGUUCCAUUUGAAACAUCCCCUCAGGCUGUCAGGCUUUACCACUUCUAUAACCACUGGACAACGCGGGCGGUCACCUACUUCUUCAUCUGGGUGGACCUCGCUCUCGCCCUCUUCGAGGAACCGGCCUUGUUCCCGCUCCCUUUCUUGGCUACCUCGAUAGCAGAAGUACUCUGUCUGACUGCAUUCUCUGGGAGACUUGUACACUUUGCGAAAGUCACUCCUCAGAUGGUUUUCUGGAAGGAUACGAAAAACAUCUGCAUCGUGGUAACCAUAGUGCUGACCUUGAUUGAUCUGAUUACCUAUGGGUCCCUGGAGGCUGUUAACAUCCACGGAGUUCGAUGGUCAAGGGCCUUGAGGCCAGUCUUCCUAAUUAAUUUCCCUGAAAGUCGUCAGAUCAGAAGGGCUUUUCGAAGCAUCCGGAACACUCUGCCUGAUAUUCUCUACGUCUUCCUGUUGUUCAUCUUCAGCAUGUUGAUAUUCUCCCUCAUGGCCUUGAAGCUUUUCGGGGAUAGGGGUCUCAAAACAGUGGAAGGAUUGCCCUAUUUCACCAACAUCCUGGACAUAGCAUUUGAGCUCUACGUGCUGGUCACCACCGCAAACAGCCCUGAUGUCAUGAUGCCUGCCUAUGAGUUCAACUGGUGGUAUUCUCUGUACUUUAUAACCUACAUCAUCAUCAACACCUACAUCUUCAUGUCCGUCUUUCUGGCCGUGGUCUACAACAAUUAUAGAAAGCACUUAAAGAAUGAGAUUCGCACACUGGCAUACCUGAAGCGUCACAAAAUGAUAGAGGCUUUCAACAUUCUGAAAGUCAAGGUGGGCACAGAGUUUGUGGUGAAGGAGGCCCAGUGGAGGCAGCUGGCCAAGAUCGUGGCGCCAGACAUCAGCAGUUCCCACCUGGAGCUCCUUUUGAGGAUCUCCGACGAGGGACAGAGGGGUUAUGUGGACAAAAUGAACUUUCUGCGCUUGGCUGACCUCCUCAACAUCCAGGUGGUCACCAUCAACAUCAAGAGACACCCCCUGGAAGCCUGGUUGCCUCGAGUAUACCAGUCAUCCCCAAGCCUCUUGGUUCAGAAGAUGGUUCGUCACAGGAUUUUUGUCUGGGUUUAUGAUGUCAUCAUUCUAAUAAAUGCCAUAUUCAUUGCUUUGGAUGAGAAAAACCCCUUAAUUUCCUAUGCAGAAUGGCUUUUCCUUUCUCUCUAUAUCAUUGAAAUUCUCCUGAAAUUGUACACCUACGAACCCAGAGCCUAUUUUGGAAGGAAGCAGUUCUGGAACUGGUUUGAUACGCUGAUCAUCGUCGCAGCCCUGGUGGCCACCGUGACCAACACCACCAUUCAGUCAGCGAGAAAAUACAACAGUCAGCAGAUACUGGAUAUUGUCUUGAUUUUGAGAAUACUCCGGCUCUUACGGAUCAUUGUCAGCAUUCAGAGAUUCCGGGUGAUCGUGACCACCUUAAUUAACAUCGGCCCCACCAUGCUGGCGUUUGGAGGUCUGGUCUUGGUGGUCUACUACGUGUUUGCCAUCAUCGGGAUGGAAGUGUUCCACGGCAAAGUCCACUUCUUUGACCCCAGUUCCACCAGUCCUGAUGCCCUGGUGUGUGGGAACCCAGCCUUAAAAGACUCAGCGUUUGCCCGAGGCAGAUACUGCAGGAACAAUUUCAAUGACUUGGCUGCCUCUCUCAUCCUGCUGACCGAGCUCACUGUGGUUAACCAGUGGCACGUCCUCGCAGAUGGCUUUGCCCUCGUGACUCACCAGGCGGCAAAGCUGUAUUUCAUCAGCUUCCACGUCGUGGUCGUCAUCCUCAUUGUUAAUAUUUUCAUAGCAUUCAUCUUGGAAGCGUUUUUUGUGGCAUAUUCGUUAGAAAAAAGUGAAGUGGAAACUGCCAUUGAGAAGAAGAUUCAAGAGCUUGGAGUCGGGGUCCAAGAGGAAGAAGUGCAGGAUGGGAAGCUCAUUGACAAUGUGGACGCCAAGGACAGUGGCUUCAGUGGGGACGACGGAGACAACAAAAGGAAGGCCUUGAAAGGACUGUACUUUAGAAUUGCAUCAAAAAAGUACAAGACCGUGGAUGCUUUGCUGCAGCAGAUGUUUGAGUCUGAAAUAGCUCCAGAGGAUGAAGGCCCUUCCUUGGAGGAGAUUCUCAACUUCUCACCCAGUGACAUACAUCCCAAGAAUCCCAGUUUUGAAAACAGUGCCUGACCCUGGGCCUGUAAGGGCCAUAGGCAUCCACAACUGGAAACCAAGAUAAGCUGUCGUCACUGUUUGCAGAUGCUACCUAGAGGUUACUUUCCCAGCCCAGGUUCUCUUCUGUGUUCUGAUAAGACUGUGAAUCGGCCUCCCCUGCCCUGAGUGGUCGGCUCUGUGUGCUCUCCUGAGGUCGUGCUUAGGGCUGAUCAUAGAAGUGAGGAGAGGAAAACCUACAAGGAGACUGUGGCGAGGACUUACCAUACAAGUGUUCGUACGUGUGUAAAUCCUCUCAGUGGGCAUAUAAAAGCUUUCAUUUAUUUUUAUAUGAUAUUUUGCUACUUUAUUAAAUGAAUACUGUGCUACUUACAUAAAUGAAUUCAAAAUAUCUUAAUAUGCUAAAGGAACAUGUUCUAGUACAGUAGCUUUUGAUGCAGUGUUUAUUCGAAAUGAAGAAAAAUAUGAAUGUGAAGAUCAAAUUCUGUCACAAUUGAUUCUUUUUUGGGGGAGGCUCUCAAAGUUUCUUCUGUUUUAUGUUUUGGUUUUUUGGCCAUGAGGCAUGUGGGAUCUUAGCUCCCCGACCAGGGAUCGAACCCACACCCCCUUCCUUGGAAGUGCGGAGUCUUAACCACUGGACCACCUGGGAAGUCCCUCAAAGUUUCUUUAAUUAAAUUACAAUUAUAGCAAGAUUUUGAGUAAGUUGCUCCCUGAGGUCACUUUCCCCAGCUGGAAAUCUCUCAGUACAGCGACCUACUCCUGGGAAAUUAAAGGGAUUUAUUUCAUUUUAUUUUAUUCUAUUUUCUUUAAAACGUUUCAUUGUGGUAAAAUAUACAACAUAAAAUUUACCAUUGUAACUAUUUCUGAGUGUACAGUUCAGUAGUCUUAUGUACAGUCACAUUUUAGGAACACUCAGCAGACUUCCAGGGCUUUUCAUCACCCCAGAUGAAGCUCUGUACCAUUAAACAGUAACUCCCUAACCCCCACUCCUUCCAGCUCCAGGCGGCCACCAUUCUACUUUCUGUCCCUAUGAAUUUGGCUACCCCUGAUCACAACUGCAUUGUGAGCAAGUGAAUCCUUUCCAGAGUUUUCAGGGUAGGUAGGACUCUGUCUUCAGCACCUCGUCGCAGCUCCUACCCUGAGCAGGGGAAUCGGGGUGGGAACCAAGGCUUCCUGACCUGAGGGCUCUGAAUGCAGUGAGGCCGAGUCCCGUGUCAUGUCAUGUCUCACCUGUCAGCAUGGCAACCGAACCUGGCCUGGGAGGGCCCUUUCCUUGGUCUGAGGGCGACCUCUGGUGUCGGAGCAAAGCGGAGGCUUCACGGCUGGGACUUUGGGGCCAGGCUGGUUUCAUGCCUGACUCCCCACUGACCAUGCCACCUAAGCUCUCUGGGCCGUACUUCCACACCUGCAAACUCAGGGCAGAUGGCACCUCCCUCCGAGGAUCGUGUGGAGUGGGGAGGAGGAGGGUGGGGGUGGGGAUGCUGACCAGGCUGUUCCAGAUGGCGCUUCCUGGUUUGAAACCUGGAAGGCUGGUGUUUGGUGUGAGGCUUUGGGAUUCCAUCACCACCACGAUUCCCAGGAGGUGGGAGCCUUGCUGACCCGUCUGAUGGGAUUUGUGGAGUCCUGCCAUCCAUCCAGACCUCUCUUAUUUCUUUGUGUAUUUAACAUUUAUCAUUAUAUAAAGGAUUAAGGCUAAAUAUGCUGAGUGACAACUUAAUGUUUUUAAUUUGAAAAUAUGA
This is a messenger RNA of Mesoplodon densirostris (Blainville's beaked whale), 4219 nucleotides long. RefSeq names its product two pore channel protein 2-like. The record is from RefSeq and is a predicted model, not a curated record. NCBI's taxonomy places the organism in Eukaryota, Metazoa, Chordata, Mammalia, Artiodactyla, Ziphiidae. Gene Ontology annotation, cellular component: membrane. Gene Ontology annotation, biological process: monoatomic ion transport; transmembrane transport. The transcript is spliced from 19 exons. Gene Ontology annotation, molecular function: monoatomic ion channel activity. The coding region runs from base 174 to 2498 and encodes 774 amino acids.